CCAGGAGGCAUUACAGUGUUAACGGCAUGGAGUGCGCGACACACGGCGCGAUGGCUCAGGAAGGCGAGAGCUGGCGGCGACGCUGCGGCUGUCUCCGAACAAGUGACAAGCUGAAGCGGAUGUUGGACUGCUUCCCGCCCCCGCCGCCGCCUACACCGGAGUACUCUAAAGGAAUUAACUCUGUAAAGCAGGAUUUAUAUUUGGCCGAUUUAAGACGAGCGAAUGGUCAUCCCCGCUGUCGAAAUAUUGAAGUAAAACUACUCCCCGAGUCAAACGAACGACUAGAAUGCGUUACAAAAAUUCUAGGGAAUACCUGCAUCUCCGCCUUCUGCACCAGCCCUCACUUCCCCACGAACUUCCAAACUUCAGAACCCAAAAAACCAGUGAAGCUAGCUCUAGAAACUCAGGAGGAUUUGGAAACGGAAAAAGCUUUAAAAAAAGCUAGAACAUGGCACGUGAUGAGCGAGCUGGUGCAUCUGAUCCAGAUAUCCGUGACGGCCACCGCGCUGGCGCUGUACUACCUCAUCUACUGCUACAUGCAGCUCGUGUACUACACCUUGCGGAGCGCCCUCUACGUGCACAAUGCAGAUGGACCCAUGAAGGUUACAAUAGCGGUCGUAACAGUGACGUCUCUCGUAGUUGCCUUCAAUGUUUUACUGAAAAUUGAGAAGAUAAUAGGUGUUUCAUAAUUAUUAUUUUAGAAACAUUGAAAAUUAACAAAAUAAAUGGUACCCGAAUUAUAUUUUAUUUGAAAUACUAAUUUGUUUAUUAAUAAAGAAAUAAAUCCAUAC
This is a messenger RNA of Bicyclus anynana (squinting bush brown), 791 nucleotides long. RefSeq lists its product as uncharacterized. The transcript is spliced from 4 exons. The record is from RefSeq and is a predicted model, not a curated record. NCBI's taxonomy places the organism in Eukaryota, Metazoa, Arthropoda, Insecta, Lepidoptera, Nymphalidae. The coding region runs from base 27 to 689 and encodes 220 amino acids.